Micropterus salmoides (largemouth bass) is the source of this 480-nucleotide messenger RNA. RefSeq names its product CMP-N-acetylneuraminate-beta-galactosamide-alpha-2,3-sialyltransferase 1-like. The record is from RefSeq and is a predicted model, not a curated record. Gene Ontology annotation, molecular function: beta-galactoside (CMP) alpha-2,3-sialyltransferase activity. The transcript is spliced from 4 exons. The coding region runs from base 67 to 480 and encodes 137 amino acids. NCBI's taxonomy places the organism in Eukaryota, Metazoa, Chordata, Actinopteri, Centrarchiformes, Centrarchidae.
CAGCGCUUACAGGCUGAAAGCCGCAACUUUAGUACCUAUAAAAAAACAGUGGACAGGCUGUUUGAGAUGUUCCCAUCCAGUCCAGAUGUCAUAAAACCCAGCCCUGACCUCUGCAGGAGUUGCGCUGUGGUGGGGAAUUCUGGUAAAUUGAAGCGAUCACGAUAUGGACCUCUCAUAGAUUUACAUGAUGUCAUCAUAAGAAUUAACCAUGGUCCUACCAAAGGCUUUGAAGCAGAUGUCGGGACCAGAACAACUCAUCAUGUCAUGUAUCCAGAGAGUGCCGUGGACUUGGAUAACAACACUCAUCUUGUGCUGUUUCCAUUCAAGAUACAAGAUCUCGAGUGGCUCAUCAAGGCCUUCUCUACUGGAUUUACUGGAAGGUCAUAUGUGCCAGUUAAGUCAAAUAUCAAAGCUAACAAGGAUUUGACCAAAAAAGAACUGAGAGGGGGUGUCCAUCUGUGUGACGUCAAGGAAGCUUGA